GAAGGAAAAUUGCUUAUUUUCUUCUCCAAAUCUAGCGGGAACAAAGAUAAGGCGUUACUGUAAGUAAGUGCCGAAUUUCUUGGCGAAAUACCGUUUUAUCUCUGCGUUUUAUGGGCAGAUUGAUAUGUUGUUCGAAGUUGACUUCGCGGCCGCUAUGAUGCGAAAAUCGCAUUUUAAAAAGUACUUCUUUCGGUUGAGAAAUUAGAAUAUAUUUUUUAGCCAUCGAUAUUGUGUAGCUUUAAAUUUUAGGCUUUACGGUGGUAGCAUUACAACGUACUUAAAAUUUUGGUUUUGGUUUUUGUACUUUAGGUGUUUUCAAGCUCAAUAGUUGUUUUUAUUUCGAAUCAUGAACUAAAAGAUUACCUAAGUUUAAGGGGGUUAAGUGUAUCUGGUAAAAAAAAGAAAGAGCCCUCUAGUGUAAAUCCAGAAGAUCUUUACCAAAAAUUUCCUCCAGAAAAGGCUUGCAGAGGAUGAAUGAACUAUGAAAAGAUUACCUGGGAAAGUUCUCUUUUAUUUUUAAGGGACUCGGAUUUAAGCUUUGUAUCUGGUGUAUUUUAAGUGUAUUUUAAAGUGCAAAGUUACACCAUCCCAACGAGUCAGAGAUGAGCCACGGGAGGUGUGGGUAGCCAUUGAUACAAAUCAGGGGGGUGUCCUGUCUGCAUGGUGUAGCUGUACAGCAGGCUACUCCCAAAGUUGCAAUCAUGUUAUGGCACUUUUGUACAAAGUGGAGCAUGCAGUUUCUAUGGGCUUCACUAAUCCUUCAUGUACAUCUGUACCAUGCAGAUGGAAUGAUGGAAUAAGAAAAUCAGAGACUUAAAAAUAAGAACUUUCACACAACAAGACAAAGUUGAAAGGAGGGAAAUCAACUCAGAUUUAAAGAAAACUUUUGAUCCUCGCAGAGAGUGUGAACGAGCUGCCACUGAAGAAAGCAAAAAUAGAUUUCUUGAAAAAUGGAAAAAAAUUACUGAUAAGUCAGUGAUUUUUAAGGCUGUUGAAGUGGAAGAAGAAAGUCAUGAUGCACAAGACUUACCUCUUCCACUGAACCAAGUUGCAGAGAAAUUUGCCUCAGAACAUAAGGGGGAAGGGGAAGUAACCAUUGUGACAGGGUUUCUUGAGUCACUUCACUUGAGCCAGAAUCAGUGUGAUUCAAUUGAAAAGGCCACUAGGGCUCAAAGCCAAUGUACAGAAUGGGUGGAGCAGAGGAAAGGAAGGAUAACUGCCUCAAAAUUUCAUGAGGUUCAUACCAAAGUGAAAACACUUUUAGCUGGACGCAAAAAGGUGGUCAAGACCAAACCCCUUAUUGCCAGGAUUGUUCAUCACCAGUCCCUAAAUAAUGUUCCAGCUGUGCAAUGGGGGCGAGCACAUGAGAAGGAGGCAUUAGAUGCUUUUGUAACAACAGAGGGACCUAAGCAUACCAACAUGCAGAUUUUUGAGGGUGGCUUAUUUGUAAAAAGGGAUCUCCCUUACAUUGGGGCAAGUCCUGAUGCUAUUGGCACCUGUGAUUGCUGUGGAACAUUUGUUGUUGAAUGCAAAUGUCCACACAGCAUUAAAGGUGAAAGGGUUCUUGAUGCCUGGAAUCGAACUGAGUUUUUACAGAUGGAUAGUGGUAAAGUAUGUCUGAAAAAAGGACAUAAGUACUACACCCAAUUACAAGGGGAAAUUGUCCUAUCAAAUUGCUUUAAGGGGUAUUUUGUUGUGUGGACACAAGUAGGUGACCCUUUAGUGGAAGAAGUUCAGCGAGAUGAGGUUUUUUAUCAAACAGUUGAGCAGAAUUUAGUUUUCUUUUACAAAGGCUAUGUUGUUAAGGUUUUGCUGGGCUUGGUAGGUAUCUUUUACUGUCCAAAAUGUGAAUGCCUGUGCUUGGAACCUGAUGAAAUUGAGAAGUAUGGUGGAAAUAGUGUAUGCUGUGAUCAGUGUGCACUGUGGUAUCACUGGGAAUGUGAAGACCUCACUAUUGAACUAGAAGAACUUCACUGGCUAUGCUCCUCUUGCAAACAGCUUUACUUAAUCGAAUAA
Molecule: messenger RNA, 2016 nt
Organism: Pocillopora meandrina
Lineage: Eukaryota; Metazoa; Cnidaria; Anthozoa; Scleractinia; Pocilloporidae
Source: the annotation of a GenBank genome assembly